UAUCUAUCAGCACUAUCUCAAAGAUAAAAGAAUCGGAAAGAUAAAAAUAGUUUUAAAACAUAAGACACUUGAACUAGAGAGAAGAAAAACUGCGUUUAGAUCAUUGAUCUGGUUUUACUGAAGUGUAAAAUCUACAAACAGAUCUUCAUCAUGAUACCAUUUGUGGUACUGUUCUCUUUGGUGGUGCCUCCUUGUAUUAUUGGUCAAACUGUCACAAAAUAUGCCGACAUCGUUACCGGUCUGACAGCAGAAGGACGCUACACGACAUUCCUAGAAUUACUCAACACGGCUGGAUUCAUCUCACGGAUCAACGCAUCAUCUCACUUCACGGUUUUCGCACCCACCGAUGACGCCUUUGCCAAGCUCCCCUCUGACGCACUCGACCAAAUAACGAGCGAUCCGGCACGUCUGAAUGAGGUGGUGGGCUACCACGUGACGUUCAACAGCUUCUACGUGCACGGCACACAAAAAGACGUCAUUUUAAAAUCCUCGAACAAUCUGCCCAUCAGGAUAAACACCUACAGUUUAUUGCAUACGGUUACAGCAGAUGGCGUGAGAAUCAUAGAGCCCAACAUCACAUUCACGCGAGGCUACGCGCACGGCCUGGAAGGUCUGCUCACGCCGCCGAAGAAAAUCGUCAUGCAGUACAUCCUGAACAGGACAGACCUCAGCAUGUUCACGUCCUGGGUAGUGGACAGCAACCUGAUCAACUUCAUCACAGAUGAUGAUGACGUGACUGUCUUUGUACCAAACAACGCCGCCUUUCAAAAACUUAGCGCCGAGACACACACCUACCUUAACAACCAUCCCUCCGUUAUUCAAGAAAUUUUGAAGUACCAUAUCGUAAGCACGAUGACCGUAUUCAGCGCAGGUAUGAAGAAUUCUAUGACCUUGACCUCAGCCGAUGCCCACCACGAUGAGCUAAUGGUUCUUGAAGAUUCACAGGGCGGACUUCAGGUGAACCACGCCAAGAUCGUGGAGAAGGAUAUAGCGACGCUUGAUGGUGUCAUCCAUAUCAUCGAUAGUGUCUUGAUCCCUUACCGGACGCUGGUCAGCAUUGCUGAUCAGGGCAUUGUUGUUGGGUAGUUGUAAAGGAUCUAUGUUUUAUUUGACAAGUCCGAUGUUUUUAUGUGCACAGUGUCAAUGUUCUCAAAUUGAAAAAUAAAAUAAAACUUGUUUUACGGAAAACUCCUUUUAAUAUAU
This is a messenger RNA of Physella acuta, 1203 nucleotides long. RefSeq names its product periostin. Lineage: Eukaryota; Metazoa; Mollusca; Gastropoda; Physidae. The record is from RefSeq and is a predicted model, not a curated record.